AUGGCACCCUUCGAUCUCGACGCUUGUAUCCAACAGCUUCUACGGAAACAACUACUACACGAAGCCCUACUUCGAGAAAUAUGCGAGAAGACCAAAGAAGUACUAAUGAGGGAGUCCAACGUCGUCCACGUUAGCGCCCCAGUGACCGUAGUUGGCGACAUCCAUGGAGAUAUUUCGAAUAGGAGGAUACGCUCCACACACAAACUACUUGUUCCUCGGUACAGUCCUCGUAUGGCCCUGGCAAAGGGACAGGGAUUCACAUUAAUCCUUGAAGGCGACUACGUGGACCGCGGUCUCUUCAGCGUCGAGACAAUAUCUCUGCUGACGUGCCUCAAGCUGCGGUACCCUGAUCGUGUACAACUUAUCCGAGGGAAUCAUGAAUCGAGAGCUGUAACGCAGACCUACGGAUUCUAUUCGGAAUGCGUUCGAAAAUACAACUCAUCUCAUGUUUGGACGUACUUUACCGACAUGUUUGACUUCUUAACUCUGUCCGUGGUGAUUGACAACCAGAUAUUCUGUGUGCAUGGCGGACUAUCCCCUUCAAUUCACUCCAUCGAUCAGAUCAAGGUUGUCGAUAGAUUUCGAGAAAUUCCCCACGAAGGCCCAAUGGCCGACCUCGUUUGGUCGGAUCCUGACCCAGAGAAGGAGGACUUUGCAAUAUCUCCUCGAGGGGCAGGGUACACCUUCGGUGCCGGCGUCGUCCACAAGUUCCUCCAGCAAAACCAGAUGUCCCAUAUCCUUCGAGCACAUCAGCUAUGUAUGGAAGGCUAUGCUUCCCUAUUCGACAAGCACCUGUCAACCGUAUGGUCGGCACCAAACUAUUGCUAUCGGUGUGGCAACUCCGCGAGUAUUUUGGAGGUGGGCCCCGGCGGCAGUAUGUACUUCAAUGUGUUUGAAGCUGCUCCGGAGAACGAACGAGAUGGCCCGGCUCAGCAAGCACAGCAAAAUGCAUCCGGAAGGCUACCGGAAUACUUUCUAUGAUUUAUACUAUGCUAGAUUACUAGCGUUUAGAUGUAAUAUAUGGGAGGCGCCUUUCGGAUCAGCGUCCUAUUGCUUUACG
Molecule: messenger RNA, 1060 nt
Organism: Coprinopsis cinerea okayama7#130
Lineage: Eukaryota; Fungi; Basidiomycota; Agaricomycetes; Agaricales; Psathyrellaceae
Product: serine/threonine-protein phosphatase PP2A catalytic subunit
Exons: 7
Coding region: 1-981 (326 amino acids)
Biological process (GO): peptidyl-serine dephosphorylation
Cellular component (GO): FAR/SIP/STRIPAK complex
Molecular function (GO): protein serine/threonine phosphatase activity
Source: RefSeq, a predicted model, not a curated record